Molecule: messenger RNA, 1926 nt
Organism: Linnemannia hyalina
Lineage: Eukaryota; Fungi; Mortierellomycota; Mortierellomycetes; Mortierellales; Mortierellaceae
Source: the annotation of a GenBank genome assembly
AUGCAACGGAAACCACAGGAAAAAUCAGAGGAUCGUUACGCGAGGAUAGACUUGGAAAUGAAUCGGCAACUAUGCCUCUCAGCCAAGCCGGAGAGUGCCCAGGCGAUCGACCCAACUAGGACGGAGCUCACAGCCAGUGAGAUGUGCACGAUCGAAUUGAUGCACAGCACACGACGCGCCGUGGCCGGUGGCGGAAAAACGCGCCGCCAACAACUAGCGCCGUCUACCAAGGUCUCAUACGAUGCACUGGAGGGCGUACCCACCAAGAACCAGCCCCAAAAAAUUACCGGUGUUCGCCUUAGGCUUUUGGCGUCGUGGGGGCAUUUUAUGAUGAUGCGGGGCGAGAGCCUCCGAUACUACAAGUUGCCCCACGUCAAUCUUCACUCCUUCGCAAAUCUGUCUAGCGGGGAGACUACAUCGCGCACCCUUGCCGUCGUCCUGAUUAUGACUCAAGGGAAAGCGAUGCGACACGGAGAAUGUACCUAUGGUGUUGCGGUCUGGAAUCGUUACUACGGUGGACAUCCUGACUGGCUCCAAUGGACGCUGAACAUCAUGACAAACAAACCCGAUAACCACAACAGGCCCCUUACCAAUAGGAUGGCCCUCCCAGCCCAGUCUAACAAGUCUGAGGUGCUGCAACUCAAGUUCCUACUCCUGCUUGUGCACCUGAGGAAGGUAUUUUUGCAGGAUGCAGUAGUUCUCCAGCAGUUCCGCCCCGACGAACAAUCCGAGUACAGCCGCCACCAUCUCUUUGCACAUCCUCUUUUCAAGUCUGUUGCUUUCCAGAUAUUUAGCAGGGAUCUCUCCACAGUAAUGGACGAUGCCGCGCCCCCUCGAUCCGAUAGCCUACGCCUCAACGCCCCCACCUUGGAGCAUGAGAUUCGAAAUCUGGACAGCAAGAUUACGGAUGGACUAAAGCAUCUUAAGCGACAUUUCGACGACGCCAGCGACAAUCUUACGACAAAAUUCCAGAGCUGGUUGAAACUCAAAGAGACCAUGGAUGCGACCGCAUUUUCCAACAUUUCAACCAGACAAACGGAUACUUUCAUAUCAGCACUUGGGAGGUCGAGUCAGAUACAAAACCUGGCCUUGGUGAUGACACUUCAGGAAUCUGUAAAUGUCUAUCAAAGGAAUUUACGGAAGGCGGAGGAGAUAUUAGGACCAACGGCCACUGUCCACGGAGCAUCAUUAUCGCCAUCCACAACCCAUUCCGUCGUUGUCCAACAGACUCGCUCUCCGAAUGUGCAACGUCUCCAACAAAAGCAACUAGUGAGCUCGAGUAGGGUUGGGGCGAAGGAAAGCUGUGUGGACCUGGCAGAUGAUUCGGAGACGGAGCAUGCUGAUGCGGAAGAGUUGGAGAGCGAGCUGGUCAUGGUUGAGGAGGAUAUGGACCUGAGUCAAACAGGACAGGGUACAUGCUCAGGGCCAUCAGUAGUCCAGGAACCGGCACAGCAAACGCCUGAGACCAUUCCAAAUUUGGAGGAGAGAUUGGACGAGUUGGCCUAUGAGCUGGCCUACGAUCGCAAUUUGACUCAUCCUGUCGAUAUGGACUUCAAGUAUGAAAUGAUCUCGAGGGGGCAUUCACUUCAGGACCAUUGGGAUGAAUGGUUCUAUGGAAUCAAGGACAACAGCAAUGGCAGGCACCCUUCAAAUUUGGAGAUUAAACGGCCCCCACAGACGCUACACCAUUUCCAAUGGCGAUACGCGGAUCCAGCAAAGUCGAAUAACCACUACAACAGCUUGUGGAGCUGGAAAAAAGGCAUCGUGUGUGGAGUGUUGACUCGAAUGCUGACUCUUACCGGAGACUUGCGAGACAGGGAGAGCGAGGCUAUCAGGCUGGUGGAGUGGGAUAUCAAGAACAGCAAUGAGUCUCUACACAAAUUUUCAAAGAAGCACAGUACUCGCAGAAACGGCCACAAUAAAUGA